Molecule: messenger RNA, 2300 nt
Organism: Xiphophorus hellerii (green swordtail)
Lineage: Eukaryota; Metazoa; Chordata; Actinopteri; Cyprinodontiformes; Poeciliidae
Gene: chrm4b
Product: cholinergic receptor, muscarinic 4b
Exons: 2
Coding region: 619-1884 (421 amino acids)
Biological process (GO): G protein-coupled receptor signaling pathway, coupled to cyclic nucleotide second messenger; chemical synaptic transmission; adenylate cyclase-inhibiting G protein-coupled acetylcholine receptor signaling pathway
Cellular component (GO): dendrite; synapse; plasma membrane
Molecular function (GO): G protein-coupled serotonin receptor activity; G protein-coupled acetylcholine receptor activity
Source: RefSeq, a predicted model, not a curated record
AUCAUAGCAUUUCUUUAGGGGAGGUUUGAUCCUGGAUGCAUCUGCAGCUCAAAACAUCAACCUGUGAAAAGCUACAACGCCUUAGCAGAAUGCUCAGCCCGUCUGCUUGACAGAAUACAGCGUAGCGCUGAUCUAUUGGUUAUUUUUGGAGAUUUUUUUUGAUGAAGGUGAUUAAUUAGGUGAAGCUAACACCUCAGCUACUAGAGGACUUCUGGGUAAAAUAUAUUCACAAGAACUUUUUAUCUUAAAUGGAAAAUGUAUGCAUUUUAUGUAGCGUUCUGGUUUAGUUUCUGCUCUGAGGGAGUUAUUCUUUCACCAACUGGCCUUUAUAUGAGGGUAUACGCCAGUUAACGUAAUCGAUUACUAAAUUAGUUGCCAAUUAUUGAAAUAAUUGAUUAAUCAAAAUUAAUCUGAUUAAUCAAUUAACUUCUAGUCAGUUUUCUUUUCUUGUGACCUCUGGUCAUGAUGUUGGCGCUCUCACAGGCUUUGGAAGAGAAAAAGGUCCACAGAGUCACAGAAUACUCCAGUCAACGAUUAACUGAUUGCUAAAUUAGUUGACAAUUAAAGUGAUUAAUCGUUUCAGCCCACAUUGCUCGCAGCUUGGGUGGAGGCAGCAUUAUGCCUGGGCUCAUGGUGCCUGUAGGAAGCGUGGGUCUGAUGGCGGACCCCACCCUCAACGCCUCCACUUGGUCCCGCCCUUCUGUGAACGCCUCAUCCCAGUAUCCAAUCGGAGCAUACGGCACUGCCGAGCUGAUCCUGGUUGUCAUGGCAACCGUCUCCCUUAGCGUUCUAACAGUUGUCGGCAACACGCUGGUCAUCCUGUCCAUCAAGGUGAACCGCCACCUGCAGACCGUCAACAACUACUUCCUGUUGAGCCUGGCGGCCGCCGACCUGUUCAUCGGCCUGCUGUCCAUGAACUUGUACACGAUGUACCGACUGCGGGGCCGCUGGCCGCUGGGGGCCGCGCUCUGCGACACCUGGCUCGUCCUGGACUACGGGGUGAGCAACGCGUCGGUGCUGAACCUGCUGCUGAUCAGUUUGGACCGCUACCUGUGCACAACAUGGCCGCUCAGCUACCCGGUGCAGCGGACGGGCCGCGUGGCGGGCCUGAUGAUCGGCGGCGCCUGGCUGCUGUCAUUCCUGCUUUGGGCGCCCGCCAUCUUGUGCUGGCAGAGCGUCGGCGGCCGGCGGGUCAUCCCGGACGGACACUGCUACAUCCACCUCCUGGCGAGCCCCGCCGUCACGCUGGGCACCACGCUGUCGUCCUUCUACCUGCCGGCGCUCGUCAUGAUCGGGUUGUACAGCCGGUUGUCGGCCGCCAGCCGCCGCAGGCUGACUUGUCUUCAGGCGGAGCAGGGGACGCCUAAGACGGGGGACCCGCCGGUGAAAGGCUUCACCUGGAAACGACGCAGCUGGAUGGCCAGCAACCUGGGCUCUGAUCUGUCUCUGAACCAGCGGGGAAGUCCGGCGAACAGCUGUAAACGCCUGCAGCCGCUCUCCCGAACCUCCUCAUGUGCAGCGGGAGACGAAGACGCCUUAUCGAUCACCGACCUCCACAGCUCGGCCUCCGCGGCGCUGACCUCCUGCCCCAGCUUCCGGUCCCAGGAGCGGAGGAGGCGCCGGGUGAUGGCGCGGGAGAGGAGGCUGACCAACACCAUCCUCGCCAUCUUGUUGGCCUUCAUCAUCACCUGGACGCCCUACCACGUCAUGGCGGUCAUCGCCGCCUUUCGUCACAUCCGAAUCCCCGACGCUCUGUGGACUACGGGCUACUGGCUGUGCUACGUCAACAGCACCAUCAACCCCUGCUGCUACUCGCUGUGCAACGUCACGUUCCGGAAAACCUUCUGCUGCCUGCUGAGCUGCCGCACCCGGAAGCUGCAUUAACGCGGAAACAGGUGAAACAGGAAGCAGGUGUUUACCGUGACGUAUUAGUAGAACGAAGAUGGAGUUAACGUCCGCCAAAUAACUCAGAAAAUGUCCGAGUCUAAAACAUUCUUCUUUCGAAACUCAGAAAUGUAAAUGUUUUUCUAGAAAAUUGUUCUGAGAUUAAUCUGAAUAUUUCCGAAUUGUAAAUGCUAUGUAAAUUUGCAUCAGGUAUUUAGCACAGCAUAUUAUGAGGUAGGAAAAAAUGAGUAAAUUUUUUUCAAAGGACUCAAUUGUCCAAAAGUCUUAAAUUUUUUAAGUAUUCAAUUAAAAGGAGCAUUUUGGGCCUUUAAAACUCAUUAAUGUAAAUGUUUUUCUAUAAAAUGUCUGAGAUCACUGUGAAAAUUUGUUUUUCAAGAAAAUUUUUGACUUUUCAA